This is a messenger RNA of Glycine soja, 749 nucleotides long. RefSeq names its product pectinesterase inhibitor 3-like. Gene Ontology annotation, biological process: negative regulation of catalytic activity. Gene Ontology annotation, molecular function: enzyme inhibitor activity. The record is from RefSeq and is a predicted model, not a curated record. The transcript has a single exon. The coding region runs from base 11 to 562 and encodes 183 amino acids. Lineage: Eukaryota; Viridiplantae; Streptophyta; Magnoliopsida; Fabales; Fabaceae.
CAAAACAAAAAUGGAAAGCAAAAGAAACUUGUUGUGGGUGAUGGGCAUAUGCAUGUGGUUGGUUCUAGCACAUCACCGAAGCGGUGCGGCGGAAGAAAAAAUAGGCAAGGAGCUAAUUAAGAGCAUAUGCAAAAACAGGGGAAACAAUGAAUUGUGCAUGCAGGUGCUUUCCUCGGACCCAGACAGUGAUCACGCGGACCUAGAGGAGCUGGCAAUGAUAUCUCUGAAGGCUGCGGCGUCAAAUGCGAGCAGCAUUCUAAAUGAUUGUAAGAGAAUGAUCGACGACCAGAAUUUGGAACCUAAGGUUCAACAGGGUUUGGCUGAUUGCAAGGAGAAUCUGUUGGACGCAGAGAGUCAAAUUCAGGAUGCUAUUGCGUCCAUAUUGUCCAAUGACAAGCUUGAUGCUCAGGUAUGGCUCAAGGCUGCAUUGGCUGCUAUUGAUACAUGUGACGAUUCUAUCCCCGGCGAUGAUGAUAUUCUCUCUAGAAAGAGUGUGGCGUUUCGCCAAUUGUGCAACAUUGCCGUCGCCAUCAACAAGGCCAUGUUGGCCACUCAUACCUAAAUUCUAACAUGUUUCUAUCUUUUUUCUUUUCUUCACAACUACGCAAUUCCCAGGGAUUUCAUCAACAAUGUGGUUUUCAGUUUUUUUAGUCAGGUGAGAGAGAAUAAACUAGCAUUUUGUUGAAUUGGAUUCAAACAUUCAUGCAAGUGAUGCAACCACGAAUAUGUUGUUGUAUUUGAAUAAUGAA